UCGUUCGACAUGCAUGAUCAUAACGAUUUUUUAUCACGAGCGAUCGUACGUUAUCAUGAAACGAUUGGAACAAACUCGUGCAUGAAUUUGUGCCGUGUAUUGAGGAUAGUUCCUUCAUUCAUUUUACUCGUUAAUUUAAGAAAGUAGGAAAAAACAUAAUAAAAAAUAUAUCAUUGUACGCAUUUACAGGAAUUGAUCGAGCGACAUAUAUAUGAGAGAUAUGUAUAUACAUGUAUACAUAUAUAUGUAUGAUAAAUAAACCGACUCAUCAGCAAGAAUUGCGCGAGAUAAAAAUUUCGUUCGAUGAUAAUUCAAUGUAUGUCGUCGCUUCCCGAAUGUACCUGCAUAAAUAACAGCAACAUAGAUAAGACUGAUAAUUAAGAUACUUGUGAAAUUAACGCGCCACGGCAAAAAUGACUUUAGCUCUGAAGGUUAGAGGAUGACUAACAGCUGAUUAGCAUCAUUCGUCAUUGUUCGUUUUAAAAUACUGUAUAUUGUAUACCGCACGGCAUUUAUGUUUGUCAAUAAAUUGUUGCUUGCUCGAUAGUGGAAAAUUUGGCAAAAGUGUGUUUGAGAGAAAUAAAUCGCAGAUAGAAUCGUAAAUAGUAUAUUUUCAUACAUUCCUGCAUACAUUCUCUGAAUUUGUAAAAUACAAUGUCAUGGAUAAGGGAAAACACUUUGAAUUUAUUUCAAUCAUUGGCUUUAAAGAUUAUAAAGACUGGUCAUGUACCUAAACAUGUAGCAUUUAUAAUGGAUGGUAAUCGACGUUAUGCAGAGAAACAGAAAAAGGCUGGAAUAGAGGGACAUGUGGAAGGAUUUGAUAAAUUGGCAGAGACAUUAAAGUGGUGCAGGGAUCUGGGUAUUAUAGAAGUCACAGUGUACGCUUUUAGUAUAGAGAACUUUAAUCGCAGUGAAGAAGAAGUUAGCGGACUUAUGGAACUUGCUAGGUGCAAGUUUAUGCGUCUCUUAGAAGAGAAGGAUAAAUUGGCAGAGCAAGGAAUAUGUAUUCGUGUAAUUGGCAAUUUAUCUUUACUUUCAGAGGAUAUGCGUAAAUUAUUUGCCGAAGCUAUGAUCAUCACUGAAAAUAAUGAUAAAGCAACUUUAAAUAUUGCUUUUUCUUAUACAUCAAGAGAUGAAAUUACUCAUGCAAUCAAGGAUAUAGCAGUUGGUGUAAAACAUGCUGAUAUCUUACCAGAAGAUGUUAAUGAAAAUCUAAUUUCUCAGUGUUUAUAUACUUAUAAAUCCUUGAAUCCAGAUUUAUUGAUUCGUACUUCUGGAGAAGUACGACUUAGUGACUUCCUCUUGUGGCAAAUCUCCAAUUCUUGUGUCUACUUUACCAAUGUAUUGUGGCCUGAAUUUGGUAUAUGGAAUUUACUUAGCGCUAUUUUUUACUAUCAGAAAUGUUAUUCUGAUUUACAAAGAAUUGCAAAAGUACAACAGUUGAAGCCAAUUAUAGAGCACAAUGAUAGAACAUCUAUGUAUAUUAAUAAGUUGCAUCAUGAACGUCAAGUUAUGAUUGAAAAUAUAUAUUUGUCAACAGUUCAAUCAUAGAUAUUAAAUAAAUGUCCACUGAGCGCUUAUAUUUCAGCAAAUACAAAUAUGCUGAAAACCUGCCACUCAUAUUUUGUUUUAAAUCAUUCUAAAUCAGGAUAAAGUGUAAAGUAUCAGUGGCAAUUAGAUAUAAAUUGUUGAAAAAUUAUAAUAUUAAAAAAUUUAUGUAACUCAGGGAGAUAACUACAAAUAAUUCUUCCAGUUAUAUGUAAAAUAUAUUAGAAAAUAAAUGCAUGUAUAUAAAAGAAAGCAAAAAUAAAUCUUUAAAAUAUCUGAGCGAGAUCCAAGAUUGAAACAUGCGAAUAAUUACAACAAAAUUGCACAAUAAAAUCUUUACUUUUGCAAA
This is a messenger RNA of Camponotus floridanus (Florida carpenter ant), 1897 nucleotides long. It is a transcript of the gene Dhdds, whose product is annotated as dehydrodolichyl diphosphate synthase complex subunit DHDDS. The record is from RefSeq and is a predicted model, not a curated record. Gene Ontology annotation, biological process: polyprenol biosynthetic process. The coding region runs from base 655 to 1551 and encodes 298 amino acids. Gene Ontology annotation, molecular function: ditrans,polycis-polyprenyl diphosphate synthase [(2E,6E)-farnesyl diphosphate specific] activity. Lineage: Eukaryota; Metazoa; Arthropoda; Insecta; Hymenoptera; Formicidae. The transcript is spliced from 5 exons. Gene Ontology annotation, cellular component: endoplasmic reticulum; dehydrodolichyl diphosphate synthase complex.